Tribolium madens (black flour beetle) is the source of this 5974-nucleotide messenger RNA. It is a transcript of the gene Dscam3, whose product is annotated as Down syndrome cell adhesion molecule-like protein Dscam2. The coding region runs from base 91 to 5850 and encodes 1919 amino acids. The transcript has 28 exons. Lineage: Eukaryota; Metazoa; Arthropoda; Insecta; Coleoptera; Tenebrionidae. Gene Ontology annotation, biological process: axon guidance; cell-cell adhesion. Gene Ontology annotation, molecular function: protein binding. Gene Ontology annotation, cellular component: plasma membrane; axon. The record is from RefSeq and is a predicted model, not a curated record.
CUCGAGCGUCGCGAGUGAAACACAUUGUGUAUGGUCUCCUUCAGGACGCGUCCCACGUGGUGCCGGUGAUGCUAAAGUGAACGUCGCUAAAUGUAUAUGCAGAUGCUGUUCGUCUUUGCCUUUAUUUUGGAGGCGGCAAGCCAAAGCCACGGGCCGGUCUUCUUGCUCGAACCUCCUGCUCACCUCACAUUUUCCAAUACCACGGGCUCGCAGGUCAGUUGUUCGGCACAUGGAUCUCCAACGCCGCAAGUAGACUGGUUGCUACAGGAUGGCCAAACUGUCACCGCUGUGCCUGGGCUUAGACAAUCACUGGGUAAUGGAACUUUAUACUUUCCACCUUUUAGAGCAGAAGAUUAUCGAAAGGACGUCCACUCCACCGUCUACCGUUGCAGAGCAUCCAAUUUAGCGGGUACUAUUCUCAGCAGAGACGUCAAUGUAAGAGCCGUGGUGAAUCAGCAUUACGAGGUGCAGGUGUACCACACUCAUGUAUCAGCUGGCAAUACUGCUGUAUUAGGCUGUGUAAUUCCCGCAUUCGUUAAAGAACACGUGAGUGUAACAUCGUGGUCAAGAGACGAAUCAAUCCUUCUGCCUGGGUCAAACAUGGGUGGACGAAUCGUCGUCACCUAUGGAACAGGUGAACUUCACAUACGUUCCGCAAGGGCCGAAGAUGGCCUUGCAAGAUAUUCGUGCCUAACACUUCACAUAUUGACACAAGAACGAAAAAGAAGUGCCCCUGCCAUUUUAACUGUUACAGAACCCACUCGAAGUAUGUCACCUCGACUGGCCCCUACCGUUCAAACAGUAGUUUCAGCGGAUCGUGAGACUGAUAUUCAUUUAACAUGUUCAGCGCAGGGAAAUCCACCGCCAACAUUCAACUGGUUUCGGGAAAUAGAAAGCCACCUACAACCCGUACAUUCGUCAGCCCGUUUCGAACCCUCACAAGACAUCCUUCACAUUAGACGUCUAAAAUCCGAAGAUGCUGGCAGAUGGACGUGUAAAGUAUCUAAUAACUUUGGAGAACAAAGAUUAGAUAUUCAUCUUACCGUCACUGCUCAUUUAAGCGUUCAUGUCCUUCCACAGCUACAGGUGAUAAACUCCGGAGAGAGUGCUAUAUUCAAUUGCACUGUUUCCGGAUCACCCGUGGGACGCAUUCUGUGGUUUAGAAACGGAGAACCGCUACUAACCGAUGGAAAUAGAAAAGUUAAGCUAUUAAGUCCACUGGUUUUAGCUGUGUACGGGGUAACACGACAUGACAGGGGAAUGUAUCAAUGUGUUGUCAGGAAUGAUCGAGAGAGUGCUCAAGGCAGCGCCGAACUUCGGCUAGGAGACACCAUACCCGAAUUACAAUAUACAUUCAUUGAGCAAGCGAUGAGACCCGGGCCACAAGUAUCACUUCGAUGCUCCGCUACUGGAUCUCCACCUCCCCAAUUCCGGUGGUUUCUCGAUGGCGAACCACUUUCUGAUAUAACCUCAGGGCAUCGGUACGCGAUCAGUCAGUAUGUUGAUCAAAACGGGGAUGUGAUUAGCCAUCUAAACAUCUCAAAUGUACGAGUGGAAGAUGGCGGUCUUUACAGCUGCCGAGCUUUAAAUUCGCUAGGAUCAACAGAGCACUCAGCUCGGCUCAAUAUAUACGGUCCUCCAUUCAUACGAUCUAUUGGUCCUGUAAAAGCAGUGGCUGGAGCGGAUAUAACUUUACACUGUCCAUAUUCGGGCUAUCCAAUUGGAUCUGUCCGUUGGGAACGUCACGGCCAAGAAUUGCCUCUUGAUUUGAGGCAUCGUUUAGGAGAAGAGGGAUCUUUAACGAUAUCGCGACUGGAUCCAACCGCCGAUUCGGGAUUUUAUGCCUGUUUUGUCACCAGUAGAGAUGGGGAGGUUGCUCGAAGAGAGAUUCAACUUAUUGUAAAUAGUCCACCGAUCUUAGAACCGUUUCGGUUCCCUACUAGUCUUCAAGAAGGCGGUCGUGCACAGGUCACUUGCUCUGUGACUUCCGGAGACAUGCCAAUACACUUUGCCUGGUAUAAAGACGGGGAACAUAUAUCAGCCGCUCUUCAGGUGGAGGAACGUGCAGCCGAAUUCUACAGCAUACUAAUAUUUAAAGAAGUGUCCUCGAAGCAUAGUGGAUCUUACACUUGCGUCGCAAGUAAUUCAGCUGCGAGAGCCAACUAUACUGCCCAGCUGAUGGUUAAAGUUACUCCCCAGUGGGUCACUGAACCACAAGACGUAUCAGUCCUUCUCGUAAAUCCAGUCCUAGUAGGUUGUUCAGCAAAAGGGUUUCCUGAACCCCAAAUAACAUGGCUUAAAGGUCAAGGAAAGACAUCAACGGAUUAUCAACCCCUGCUCAAUAUACACAGUCGUGCAACAUUGCUAGCAAAUGGUUCGAUGUGGAUCGAAUCUGUAAGCCCCCAGGACGAAGGAUAUUAUUUAUGUAGAGCCACUAACGGCAUAGGAUCAGGGCUUACGAAAGUCAUUUACAUCGGAGUUAAUGAACCAGCAAGAUUCGAUCUGCCAGCUAAAAAUGUGUCGGUGAAGAGAGGCAACGCGGCGAAUCUGCUAUGUCAUGUUUAUGGCGACAUUCCGAUUGAAGUUCUCUGGACCUUUAACGGAAAUCGUUUAGACACGAACAAUUACAGAUAUACAGCAAGCAGUACAAAUACGGAAAAUGGGGUAAAAUCGCAAGUCACUAUAGGACGCACGGAUCGAGAAGAUUCAGGAGUUUAUAAAUGCUUGGCUGAAAACACCUUCGGCCGCAGCGAGCACAUCAUUAAUCUUGCCGUUCAAGAAAGACCAGAUCCACCCAGUAUGUUAGAAGUAAUAGAAGUAGCUAGCCGUUCUGUACGCUUAUCGUGGAGACGUCCAUUCGAUGGCAAUAGUCCUGUUAUCGGUUACUUGGUUCAAUACCAAAUCCUAGGACCUAACCAAGACUGGGAACAGCCAACUGCUUUAAAUCUAACACUGCCAGCAAAUACACUUCCAGAUUCGGAUGUUAAUCCCCAAGAAACUGCUGUGAUAGGUGGCCUCCUUCCUGCUCGAGUAUAUACAAUGCGCUUGCUUGCAGUAAACAGCAUAGAUCAAAGCGCAUUCACCGAAGCCGUCAUUGUGAAAACGCAAGAAGAGGAACCGUCUGAAGCACCGAAAGACGUUCGCGUUGAUUCAGUCGGACCUGGCGAACUGUUUUUAACUUGGGCCGUUCCGCCUAGGGAGAGUUGGAAUGGAGAACUAUUAGGAUACAUUGUAUCUUGGAAUGAGCACGGAGGUCUCCCAAACCAAACUAAAAGCUUGACGGUUAAAGGCUGGGCUACCACAAAGUUGCAAUUAACAGGAUUGAGAAAGUUUACUCGUUACGACAUUAACGUCCGCGCCUUUAACAGUAUUUCAACAGGACCCGCCUCCCCAACAGUCAUUGGGACCACCAAAGAAGGUGUCCCGGAAGCAUCACCGCAAAACAUCGCUUGCUCACAAAUAUCUUCGCAAAGUAUGAAAAUAUCCUGGGCACCACCUCCACAAACCCUACACGGGGGGCUCAUCCAAGGAUAUAAAGUUUAUUACAGGCCGCUUCCGAACGAAAAUGUCGACAUUCCCACCACUGGAGAAGUUAAAAGGACUUCCAGUACAGAAACAUAUUUACAUACUCUCUUUAAAUAUACUAAUUAUUCCAUUAAGGUACUAGCUUAUACCGGCGCUGGAGAUGGUAUGAUGAGCGCUCCUCUAUACUGCGUCACAGAGGAGGAUCUUCCAGGUCCUCCUGCAGAUAUAAAAGCUGCAGCACUGACAGGCGAAUCAAUUCUUGUCUCUUGGUUACCACCUAGUAAACCAAACGGUCGCAUAAGUCAUUACACAGUUUAUGGGCGUGAAGCUGGCCGCGUAGGAAAACACACAAGUUACAAUGUUCGAAUGGAAAACAUGGUUUACAUAAAUGGAUUAAUGUAUGAAGUAAGGAAUUUGGUCGAACAUCAACUUUACGAAUUUUGGGUGUCGGCGACCACGAGUAUUGGGGAGGGUGAACCAACUGCUAUUGUAGCUCAAGCUACAAAUUCAAGAGCUCCUUCUAGAAUUGCUUCCUUUAGUCAAACAAUCAGAAAACCUAUCAAAUCCAAGAUUUUGCUUCCCUGUUUAGCUGUCGGAAAUCCCACCCCUAGGACUAGGUGGAUCCACAGAGAUAGACCAAUCACUUUUAGUUCUUUUUAUGAAAUCACGUCUGAGGGACAUCUGAAUAUUCACAGUGCAGAUCAGUCACUGUCAGGAAACUAUACUUGCUCAGCGAAAAAUCUUUUUGGUGAUGAUAACAUUACUUAUACUUUAAUGGUAUUAAUGCCUCCAAGCGCACCGACUUUAGAGGUGCAAUUUAGCACUACUCGAAGUAUUCGGUUACAUUGGACCCAGCCCGAAGAUGGUGGUUCUAUCAUUCAAGGUUAUACUCUGAAUACAAAACAUGAAACGGACGAUUGGACUUCGUUGGAACUUUCCCCGGAGCACAGUGUAUAUACCUUAGAUAACCUUCGAUGCGGUUCAAUCUACCACAUAUAUUUACUAGCACACAAUAGAGUUGGAAACGGAAGUCCGAGUCCAAUUCUUACAGUCAACACUAAGGGAGGCCCUCCACUUCUCCCAAAAGAGAAGGAACUUAUAUCGACGAACACAACAACUUUGCAGUUGAAUUUAUAUAAUUGGCCUGAUGGUGGGUGUCCCAUUUUGCAAUUUUCCAUAGAAUAUCGAAUAUAUGGGACAAAAAAAUGGAAUCUAAUUUCAAAUUCUAUACUGGAUGAAAAAAUUCUCAUCCAAAACCUCUCACCUGCCACUUGGUAUCAACUGAAGAUCACUGCAAAAAAUGAUGCCGGAAAAAUCACCGGACAUUUCAAUUGCGCAACUACUAUCUUAGGCGGAGGUAAAAUACCGCUACCGCCAAAUUUUUCCGAAGGAACAAUAUCGACCAAUGAAUUCGACUACAAAGAAGCUUAUAUUAUUGGUCCGUGUAUUUGUGUCGUAAUUUUACUAAUCUGUGGGGGUAUAAUCUGGUUAGUUCUGACCAAAAUGAAAAAACAAACAAACGAAAAUGUUCAACAAGAGGAAGAAAUUACUGAUGAAAAAGCGGCUGAACGAGAGAAUACACGAAACUGCCAACAAGUUUAUACAUCUUCUCCAAUUAAGUCGGCUGAAAAAAUUCAAGACAAUGUUUCUGGUGGAGGGAUGUAUGAAAUAAGCCCCUAUGCUACCUUUAGUGUACCCGGGAACAACAGUAGAUCAGUUACAACGUCAACGUUAGAUUAUACCAUGCAGUUCAAAACUUUUGGACAUAUUGAAGAUGAAGAUCACAAUGCUAUCAUUUAUCCAAAAAAUUCAAAUACGAAACACAGCUGGCAUAAACAUCGUUUUUAUAGUAAUGAAGCAGGUGAGGUCCCGAAAUCUCGUUUUCGUUCGAACCGCGCUCCAGCCCGUGGCGAUUCAGAAUCCGACGACACCAGUGGGAGUCCUUGCGGUGAUUGUCCUAGCGGUCCAAAUUAUCGAGUUCCGGUCAAGUCCUCACGAGAUUUGUUUCGCCCUGAUUCUAGUACUGAAUCUAACGACGUUUCUCCCUUAGCCGAACGUCGACACACUCCUCGUCAUGUAGGGGUUCAACGGCGACAACACCGUCCUUCAAGUUCCAGCAGUGUGGAAGACUGCGAAGAUGCAUCGCCGGAAGAUAUGAGGUUGCAACCCCCAACUGGAUUUUCGGAUAGUAGAGAAAUGAGCGAAGCUGAAUGCGACAGAGACAUCAACAUGACAACUAAACUCUCCAAUGAUUUAACGAUUCUAUUAGCUAGAUAUCAAAAAAGAAAAGAACAAGAACGAAGAGAAUUUACCAUACACGUAUAACAGCAUCGGUUUCAAGCAUACUUCUAGAUUGUUUUUAUUUAUUAUAUUAGUGGAAUUCAUUCUAUCACACCGAAUUACAAAUAUAAUUAUAUUGAUGUAAAUAUGGAGAAAAAUGAAUAAAGUU